Oncorhynchus masou masou (cherry salmon) is the source of this 1740-nucleotide messenger RNA. Its product is annotated as papilin-like. The transcript is spliced from 10 exons. Lineage: Eukaryota; Metazoa; Chordata; Actinopteri; Salmoniformes; Salmonidae. Gene Ontology annotation, cellular component: plasma membrane; axon. The record is from RefSeq and is a predicted model, not a curated record. Gene Ontology annotation, molecular function: cell-cell adhesion mediator activity. Gene Ontology annotation, biological process: homophilic cell-cell adhesion; axon guidance; dendrite self-avoidance. Bases 1 to 1638 code for a protein of 545 amino acids.
AUGGUGGUGUGUUCUCAUCGUGUGGUGGUGUGGUGGUGUGGUCUCAUCGUGUGGUGGUGUGGUCUCAUCGUGUGGUGGUGUGGUGGUGUGGUCUCAUCGUGUGGUGGUUUGGUCUCAGCGUGUGGUGGUGUGGUGGUGUGGUCUCAUCGUGUGGUGGUGUGGUGGUUUGGUCUCAUCGUGUGGUGUGGUGGUUUGGUCUCAUCGUGUGGUGGUGUGGUGGUGUGGUCUCAUCGUGUGGUGGUGUGGUGGUUUGGUCUCAUCAUGUGGUGGUGUGGUCUCAUCGUGUGGUGUGGUGGUGUGGUCUCAUCGUGUGGUGGUGUGGUGCAUAACGUGACUUUCCACUGUUCUCUUUCCCUCUCUCCUUUUCUCUCCCUUUCUCUUUCCCUCUCUCCUUUUCUCUCUCCCUCUCUCUUUCCCUCUCUUUCUUUCCAUGUCUUUCCACUGUCCUCUCUCCCUCAUGUCCUUCUCAAACCCCCAACCCCUUCCUCCAGCCUGACCCAGCCAGGGGGGGUGAAGAUCGACCAGUCCGACCCGACCACGGUGGAGGCUCUGGUGGGACAGACGGUGGUGUUACCCUGCAGAGUCUCUCCAGCUCCGUCCUCCACCAUCAUAGUGGAGUGGAGGAAGGAUGGAGUCCCUCUCACUACCUUUAGGCAUCAUCCGCAGCCUAAUGGUUCCCUGUUAGUUGGUCCUCUAACUAAGGCUGACUCUGGUUGGUUGCUCUGUGUGGCAACGCGUGACCGUGAGAGAGAUCAUCGCUACGUGUACCUGUCUGUCUCAGAGAACACCAGAGGAUCCCAGGCGGUGCAGGACACGACAGGAAGCCUCCCCCAAGAUGGAGCAGACAGGACAGGAGAAACAGAAGUUAUACUGCCGUCAGUACCUCAUCGCCAGCCCUCACCCAAGUUCAGUAUAGACCGUUCAGGUUUGUCGUCUGUGGAGGGGAAAGCAGGACAGACGGUCAGACUAGCCUGUAAGAUCAUCCCAACGUCAGCGCUCUCUUCGGUCAGCCUCCAGUGGACCAGAGAAGGACAGACACUCAACUCUCUCAGACAUGCACAGCAUGCGGACGGCACCCUUGUGAUUGGCCAGUUGAGGUCAGAUGACUCAGGUGUCUACACCUGUACAGGCUCCACCCACAGUCAACUGGAGCAGAGACAGCUCACGCUCAAAGUACAAGGAGACCUGAGGAUCACCAUGCCCCCUAACAAUGUGCAGGUGUCUCAGGGCGGCACGGCCCAGCUCCCCUGUGUGGUGUCUGGGGACAACGUCAGCGUCGGCUGGUCCAGGAAUGGUGUCCCUGUGCGACCAGAUGGUGGGCGUGUUCAGAUGUCAUCAGAUGGUAGUCUGAUCGUGAAUAACGUGCAGCCGACAGACGAGGGUUCCUACACCUGUAAUGCCUACACUGGAACAUACUCUGUCAGCGCCACAGCUGAAGUGCGUAUCAGCAAGGCCUCACGGCAAGAGCUGGAUACAGGUCUUGGUGUGCCAGCUGAGUGUGUGGACCAGCCAGAGCUGGCUAACUGUGAGCUGAUAGUGUACGCCCGUCUGUGUAACAGCCAGUACUACUCUAGUUUCUGCUGUGCCAGCUGUGCCAGGCACGCCAAGGGAGAGGACAGAUACGGCCAGAUAGGGUAAGGCCCAGGGGGGCAACGAGGUCAUGGCCUGCUAGGGUAUGGGCCAGGGGACAAGGAGGACCAGGGGAUAAGGAGGACCAGGGGGCAAGGAGGACCAGGGGGC